Phialemonium atrogriseum is the source of this 3953-nucleotide messenger RNA. Its product is annotated as Oxysterol-binding protein-domain-containing protein. The coding region runs from base 95 to 3856 and encodes 1253 amino acids. NCBI's taxonomy places the organism in Eukaryota, Fungi, Ascomycota, Sordariomycetes, Cephalothecales, Cephalothecaceae. The record is from RefSeq and is a predicted model, not a curated record. Gene Ontology annotation, molecular function: protein binding; sterol binding. The transcript is spliced from 3 exons. Gene Ontology annotation, biological process: endocytosis; maintenance of cell polarity; exocytosis. Gene Ontology annotation, cellular component: membrane; cytosol; nuclear envelope.
CUUUAUUUGCUCUCUUGCUGCCUAUUCCCAUUGGCCUCCUUCCUGUCCUCGUUUCAGACCAGCCUGGUCAUCGUUGUCCACAGAGAGCUUCAAAAUGUCUGACGCAGGUGAUAGUCAUCACAAGCGGUCGAGAUCUUCCGCAGCUCUCUCCUUGCUAAGGCGUGAGAAAUCCCGACCAGACGACGACACUGCCGCCGAGGAUGCUACCUCUCCCGCUUCUCACGGGACAGCUGCCCUCAUCUCUACCUCCACGGUGGCAGUCUCACAGGCAUCCACGUCUGUAAGGGGGCAUAAUGCAAGACUCUCUACAGCUGGUAUCGGUGUACUUGGCAGGUCACCCUCGUACCAUACUUCCUCCCUCUCUGGCGCCAGGUCAGCUUCGAACCUGUCCACCGAGAAGGGAAGUACUCUGGAACAGUCGGUUCGGAAAUUCCGCAUUGUUGAAGCCUUGCGAAGUGGGGAUACCGCGUUGAUAUCCAAGGCAAUUCGCGAUACGGCGGAGAACGGCCCUCGAGCUAGUACCUCGUCUCUCUCGACCCAACCUGGAGCCCUUGAGGAUACAACCAUCUUGCACCUGGCGAUUCAAUGUGCUGAGCAGCCUGUCGUGGAAUAUGUGCUCUCCGAUGGAUCUGGGACUAUAGAUGUUAACGCAAGGGACAGGGAUGGAAACACGCCUCUGCAUGUCGCGGCAGUCCAAGGGCGGGGCCAUGUAGUAAGGCUGCUGCUGGAGCAGAAGGACAUCAAUGAUUCCAUUGCGAACCUCACCGGCCGCCUUCCCAUCGACCUGGCGCGAAACCCAGACAUCUUCCAACAGUUACAGCUCUCCAGGUCUCUGUUCGCCGAGAACAAGAUCAGGCAGGUUCAGGAUCUCAUCCUCCACGGCGACUUCAAGACCCUCGAAGAGGUGCUUGAAGAGGCCCGAUUCAAGACGGUUUUGGAUAUAAAUAGCACCGAGUUUGCUUCAGACCCGGUCACGGUCCAAGCCGGAGGGACGUUGUUGCAUGAAGCAGCGCGACGGAAGAACACACAUCUGAUCCAGGUUCUGCUCCUGCACGGCGCGGAUCCAUUCCGCAGAGACCGCAAAGGAAAGCUGCCGCAAGAUGUCACGAAAGACGACGUUACAAGGGCCAUGCUGAAGAGGUCGCCAGCGGCCGUGGCUGCCCAGAGGGGCAUCCAGGAGAAAGCCGUCCUGGGCUCUGCAUCCCAAAGCGCCGCAUCUUCGACCCCCGGAGACCCGCUCGCCGGAAGGGAAGCUCGUGAGAUGAAAGGUUAUCUCAAGAAGUGGACAAAUUACAGGAAAGGCUACCAACUCCGGUGGUUUGUCUUGGAGGACGGGGUCCUGAGCUACUACAAGCACCAGGACGAUGCUGGAUCCGCUUGCCGCGGCGCGAUCAACAUGCGCAUCGCGAAACUCCACAUGAGUGCCGACGAAAAGACCAAGUUUGAGAUUAUAGGGAAAUCUUCGGUCAAGUAUACUCUCAAGGCCAAUCACGAGGUCGAGGCGAAGCGCUGGUUCUGGGCCCUGAACAACUCGAUCCAAUGGACCAAAGACCAGGCGAAGGAGGAGGAUCGACAGCGUGCACGCAGUGCAGACUUACUGAAACAAGCCAAGGCCGAACAUUCGCAGGCCGCCUCCUCGAUCGGCGAGUCCCCGAGCGAGAGCGCCAGUCUUGCAGAGCCGAAGCGGAACAGCUUCCAGCUGUCCAAGCUGCAUUCGGCCACCAGGAGUUCCAACAAGGCGGCUGCCACAGGCACUAGCACCGUCGGCAGCAUGGUCGAUGACGAUUACGAGUUUGCGGAUACGGGUACGGAGGCGGACAAGGCCGGUAAUGGCAGCCCGUACGGAGAGGAUGAAGACGACGACUACGGCGAUGAUUCGAGCCGCCAAGAUGCAACAACUGCGACUAAGGACGCGUUUAACAUCACCGCCCAGUCAGCCAAACUACAGCUCGAGACCAUCUCCAAUGUCAAUUCCGCCCUGAUUGUUGAGGCCACCAAGAACCCCGGCCUCACCCUCUCGGACCCAAAAAUGGCCCAGGCUCUGACCACGUAUGAUGCGGCGAUCCGCUCUAUGACCGGUCUCGUCGGUGAUCUUCUGCGGAUCUCGAGGGAUCGCGAUGCAUAUUGGCAGUAUCGCCUGGACAGGGAGAGCGAGAUGCGGCGCAUGUGGGAAGAGAGCAUGGCGCAGGUAGCGCGUGAACAGGAGAUCCUGGAAGCGAGGGUCGGCGAGGCUGAGGAGAAGAAGAAGAAGGCGAAACGCAUGCUAAGAGAGGCUAUCGGGACGGGCAUGCUCGACGAGACCCGGCCGUCAAGCAGGCAAACGCUUGGAACGCCUCCCCCCUUAGUCAUGACUGCGGAGGUCGAGGACGAGGAGGGUCUUAGGCAAAAGUCUCCUGCUAAGAGCAUUACUCGCCGCGAGACUGUGCUUUCGCAUGUCGCAGACAUGUCAGACAUGGAAUCUGAUGACGAGGAUGAAUUCUUUGACGCUGUUGAUGCUGGCGAGGUUGAAGUUGCCCCCAUGCCGCCAUCGGAGCUCGCGUCCAAAGGAAAUUCGACGGAUGAGUUGACCAUAUCGACCGGCUUCGACAUCAGCAAUUCCUUCAAGGGUUACGAGAAUGGCAUAAGGACGAGGCUGAAGAUGGAUGCCGAUGACCGGCCCAAGAUCUCCCUCUGGGGCAUUCUCAAGUCAAUGAUCGGAAAGGACAUGACUAAAAUGACGUUGCCGGUCUCGUUCAACGAGCCGACUUCACUUCUGUACCGUUGCGGCGAAGACAUGGAAUACGCAGACCUUCUGGACCUGGCAGCAGAACGUACCGACUCAAUCGAACGGCUGAUCUACGUGGCUGCCUUCGCCGCCAGCGAAUAUGCGUCCACCAUCGGACGAGUGGCGAAGCCGUUCAACCCCCUCCUCGGCGAAACCUUUGAGUAUGUGCGCCCAGACAAGAACUACCGCUUCUUCAUCGAGCAAGUCAGCCACCACCCGCCGGUCGGUGCGGCAUGGGCCGAGUCGCCAAGAUGGACCUACUACGGCGAGUCGGCAGUCAAGUCCAAGUUCUACGGCAGAUCAUUCGACAUCAACCCCCUCGGCACCUGGUUCCUCAAGCUCAGGCCGAUCGCUGGCGGGAAGGAGGACUUCUUUACGUGGAAGAAGGUCACGUCCUCGGUGAUUGGCAUCAUCACGGGCAAUCCCGUGGUGGACAACUACGGCCCGAUGGAGAUCAAGAACUGGUCCACCGGCGAAGUGUGCUACAUUGAAUUCAAGCCCCGCGGCUGGAAAGCCUCGAGCGCCCACCAGAUCGCGGGCAAGAUCGUCGACGGCGACGGGCGAGUGCGCGUCAGCCUUGGCGGGCGGUGGAACUCGAAGCUGUACGCCCGCAUGACGCCGGGAUACGAGGCCACGGUGGAGGAGCCGGCGGCGGACGGGGAAUCCGUCUACCGCGGCAGCAUGACGGACCAGAGCCGGGCCUUCCUGGUCUGGCAGGCCAACCCGCGGCCGACGGGCAUCCCCUUCAACCUCACGCCGUUCGUGCUCAGCUUCAACCACAUCGACGACCAGCUGAAGCCUUGGCUGGCACCGACGGACUCGCGCUUCCGACCCGACCAGAGAGCCAUGGAGGACGGCGAGUACGACCUCGCGGCCACGGAGAAGAACAGGCUCGAGGAGGCGCAGCGCGCGAGGAGGAAGGUGAGGGAGAGCCACGGCGAGGAGUUUGUGCCCGCCUGGUUCAAGAAGACGAGGUGCGAGAUCACGGGCGAGGAGUACUGGCAGUUCAACGGCAAGUAUUGGGAGCAGAGGGACAAGGCAGGCCCUGAGGGCAGUGGGGAUGCUUGGGAGGGGCUGGAGGAGAUAUUCUGAGAUGGCUUGGCCCCUGCUGUUUCCCUGAAGCGUGCGUGAUUGCUUGCUUGCUUGCUUGCUGAUGUGGUAAGAAAGGGGGGUUCUAGUAUAAUAACAA